AUGGGCACACCACGAUACGCCCAUUCUGUGUCGGUGCUUGACGGAUAUUUAUAUGCCAUUGGAGGACACGAUGGGAAAUCAAGUCUGAACACUGUGGAAAGAUUUGAUCCACGUACGGGAAGAUGGGAGUUUGUUCGUCCGAUGUCAACAUGUCGAAGAUAUCUAGGAUCUGCAGUGCUCGAUGGGCACUUGUAUGCAGCAGGUGGAAGAGAUGAGUCAUCCAAUGACCUUAGCUCAGUUGAGAAAUACAACCCUCUUACUGAUGAAUGGACCGAAGUGGCUGCAAUGAAGGAGAAGCGAUUCAGUGUGAAACUUGUCGUUGCCAAUGAAAAACUUUAUGCUGUGGGUGGACAUGGCACUUCUGACCAGGAUUCCGUUGAAAUUUGA
This is a messenger RNA of Cooperia oncophora, 387 nucleotides long. The record is from the annotation of a GenBank genome assembly. Lineage: Eukaryota; Metazoa; Nematoda; Chromadorea; Rhabditida; Trichostrongylidae.